UAAAGUGAUUAUUAAUUUGACUAUUCACUCGUAAAUGAUGAUGCUAUCACAAUGGGUACUUGCACUAUUUUUCAUUUCUCUGGCCAAUUCAAUGGAAACAUUCAAUGGAACUUUUAGUGAAGGACUCAUUCGUCCACUUUUACGACGAAUCAUAAACAAGGCUGAUGAUUGUCAAACAUGUUCAUGUGGUGUAUCAAAUAACAACCGAAUUGUUGGAGGUGUGGAUUCGGAAGUUAACAAAUAUCCUUGGACUGCAAUGUUCUUUUCAAGAGGAAAUUUUCGAUGUGGUGGUUCUCUGAUAAAUAACAAAUAUGUUCUUACUGCUGCUCAUUGUGCUAAUCCUUCGGAAGCUUCAAAUUAUGAAGUUCAUUUUUUACAAAACAGAAUUGAUACCAAAUCAUCGAAUACAAUAACGCGAAAGAUUAGUCAAGUGAUUAUGCACCCGAAUUAUAGUGCCAGGACUUUGGAGAACGAUAUUGCCCUACUGAAGCUUGAUCAAUCUAUUCCAUUCGAUGAUAACAUUCGACCAGUUUGUCUUCCAAAUGCUCUUACUUCACACACUGGGCAGAAUGCAAUUAUUGUGGGUUGGGGAGCACAACAAGAAAAUGGAAGAGUAUCACAACAAAUUCAAGAAGUCUCCGUGCCAAUUAUAACCAAUAAACAAUGUCGGGAUUAUGGACUGAAGGUUACAGGAGGAAUGAUUUGUGCCGGUGUUCAAGAAGGAGGAAAGGAUUCUUGUCAAGGUGAUAGCGGUGGACCAUUGCAUGUUGUUAGUAAUUCGAAGUUCACUCAAGCUGGUAUUGUUUCGUGGGGUAUUGGCUGUGGUGGGCCCAAACGACCUGGAGUAUACACAAAAGUAUCGAACUAUGUUUCUUGGAUUCGAAAAAAUACUGCUGACGCAUGUACUUGCUAAAAUAUAACUUCAGUU
This is a messenger RNA of Episyrphus balteatus (marmalade hoverfly), 928 nucleotides long. RefSeq names its product trypsin-1-like. Gene Ontology annotation, molecular function: serine-type endopeptidase activity. The transcript is spliced from 8 exons. The record is from RefSeq and is a predicted model, not a curated record. Lineage: Eukaryota; Metazoa; Arthropoda; Insecta; Diptera; Syrphidae. Gene Ontology annotation, biological process: proteolysis. Bases 35 to 913 code for a protein of 292 amino acids.